AUGUCGACUCCGGAGGAGCACCGUUCUCCCUUGGUGUUUUCAGCGCCGCAGAGCGUCUCUCCGUAUCUCUCCGCUGCGGCUUCGUCUCCGUUUUCAGCAGUGCACUACGCUGCGCCUCGGAGCGCGAGUGUAGGGGGAGGUCCGCGCCUGCAUGCGCAGAAGGCGUCGGACGACAGCAUGCGUUCUCAUCGAGCCGCUUCAGCCAUGCCUGCGCUGCAGGCUGCUCCUGGAUCUGCGGCUUCACACCCCAAGUGGGUCAUUUCGCGAGCUUCUGUUUCUCCAACUCCGCCUCUUGUGCGAACUUCCAUCGACGCCGUGAGCGACCGUGCCGGCUCGGAAGACGUCGCGCGAAACCGCAGCGACGAGAGCUUGAGAGGAGGCAUCGACGGCAGCGAGACGUCCGGCAAGAAAGAAACUCCGAAUUUCCUCCGAUUUCUUUGCCUCGUCGGAGGCUUGAUGAAUGCGGGGACAUCUUUUCUCGCGGCAUCUGACGUCAUGCACUUCCUCAUCGACCCUGCGACCUACGCAUUGGCUGUUGCCCAAGCGUUUCUGGGGCUGAUUGUCGUCCUGCGCGAGGCAGGCCAUUUUGCUCAGUUCUCUGCCUGCCAGAAAAAACUCCUGGAAAAGUGUGCCUUUCUCGACAACCCUGUCUACAAAGGUCUCUUCUACAUGUACUUCGGUUUGGUGAGCCUGGCUCUACGCAGCGUUGCCUCGCUUUACACAAUCCCCGGUUCGUUUAUCGUUGCGACAGGAUUUCUCUGCAUUUUCAUCCAAAAGACAGUGGAAGACGAGACGAUGAAAGACAACCUCGAGAAAGUCACGGCGCUGUUCACAUCUCCGAGGCACUAG
Toxoplasma gondii ME49 is the source of this 849-nucleotide messenger RNA. RefSeq lists its product as hypothetical. The record is from RefSeq and is a predicted model, not a curated record. The coding region runs from base 1 to 849 and encodes 282 amino acids. NCBI's taxonomy places the organism in Eukaryota, Apicomplexa, Conoidasida, Eucoccidiorida, Sarcocystidae. The transcript is spliced from 5 exons.